Molecule: messenger RNA, 258 nt
Organism: Arabis nemorensis
Lineage: Eukaryota; Viridiplantae; Streptophyta; Magnoliopsida; Brassicales; Brassicaceae
Source: the annotation of a GenBank genome assembly
AUGAAAGGAGGUGGUUGCAAAGACACGUUCACGGCUUGGGAAGAUUGCGUUGAGGAAGCUGAGAAGAACAAGGAAGAUAUCGUCACUAAGUGUAUGGAAGUCACUUCGGCGUUGAAGAAGUGUAUGGAUGCUAACUCUGACUACUACCAGCCGAUUCUCGCGGCGGAGAAAGCUGCUGAAGAAGAGGUGAAGAAGGAGCUUGAAGCCCAGAAGAUCGCUGAAGAGGAGGUGGCUGCGAAGAAGCAAGCUCAGGGAUGA